Molecule: messenger RNA, 3458 nt
Organism: Nelumbo nucifera (sacred lotus)
Lineage: Eukaryota; Viridiplantae; Streptophyta; Magnoliopsida; Proteales; Nelumbonaceae
Product: pentatricopeptide repeat-containing protein At5g15010, mitochondrial
Molecular function (GO): protein binding
Source: RefSeq, a predicted model, not a curated record
ACCGUUAGAAACUUCAAUGACGUUUUAGUAAUUUACCCUUGUUCUCUUUUCGGUUUUCGAAAUUCCAAUACCCUAAAACUCUCUCUCUCUCUCUCUCCGUUUCUCUUUUCCCCUCAAAUUUUCCCUCUCCAGUCGGUCUCCACCACCAAUCCAUAUUUGUCGAGUCCUAUAUCACGAAACAGGCUAUAACAGCCGUAUCUCUCACUCUCUGCCGCAUCUCUCUCUCUCUCUUGAUGAUAUUUGUCUGGUGCGUUUUCUGGUGAAGGCUCGUGGUUCUCUGCGAGACUCAUGGUUAGGUCAAGGCUCGUUUUUCUUCUUUGAUCCUCUUCUCCCUUGUUUUGUUUUUACACCAAUCCAUGGAAACUCUAUAUUCCACUCCAUUGUAUAGUUUAGUUCCAAAUGUAUAGCAUCAAGUUAUUCAGAAUUAAAGUCGUUCAGAUAUUUUUAUCAUAGUAAAAGAAAUGCAUUUUGUGGAGAUAGAGAGGGGUGAGGUUUGUGGAAGUAGAGAAACAAACACAAAUAGCAGAAUCGUUUCCUUCAAACGCUAUGAACCAGAGGAAUAGUUGCAAGCCACUCUGGUUAUGACUGUAACAAUUGAUGUCGAUCAAUUGCGAGAAGCAAGGAAAACAGUGGAUAUAGAUAGAUUUCAACCAGGGUGUUGAAAGCUUUCGGGGGUUACGAGUUUUUUGGUAAAGGUCGAGGGUUAUGAGUAGGUAGUAUAGAAUUGUUGUUUUGAGCGAAAACUGCACCCAAGUAGAGAGUCCAUUUUAAGUUCAUAAUCGAUUUAAGAAAGAAAAAACAAGAAGGAAGAAGCGAUUCCAAGGUACACAAUUUAUAGAUCUUCCUUUGUAGUUAAUUCAGUCAUUUUAAAUAGUCACUCAAAGAACCAUUUCAAGAAAGAAGGAACAAACUACUCUAAGGUACAAAAUUCAUUGAUGUUCCUUUUCUUUUGCUUCAGUCAUUUAUGCCAUUUUUUAGCAGAGACGUUCUCAUCCCACGUUAUUCUGAUUUUUUAUAGUUGUACUAAUGUAAUGAUAUAAAUCUCUCUCUCUCUCUCUCUCUCCCUCCUUGAUAUAUCCAAUAUAGUUCCUCCCACUUUAAACCAGCGACAUGUGGAACUUCAGAAGAAGAUAUAACCAUGCAUUUUUCUCUCUCGUGAUUCAAAUCCAUAUCAAUUCGUCGAAUUUUUGUCCAACCCACGUCAUAAAAUCCAUAACUACAAAUGAAUUGAAGCCUUCCCGUUCUAGUCUUUUCAUGGGUCAUUUGAAUUCUUGUUUCUCCACUAAGUUUUCUUUUCUUAGUUGCUCUACUUCCAGGAAUCCAAGUACCCAUAUGGUUGAAUCAGAACAUGGUGAUGGUGAAGAUUUUGGUGGCAGUGGUAUUGAUAUUGAACAAUUGGAUGUCAAAGAUGACAACCUUAUUCGAGAUGUUGAAAAAAUUUUGCAUAUUCUACGGGAUUUCAGGAGAGCUAGCAUUGAGACAAAGCAGAAGCUUCAGUUAUGUGGCAUAAAUGUCUCAUCAGAAUUGGUGAUACGAGUUCUUUCUUGCAUACAAAAUGAUUGGGCUGCAGCAUUCACCUUUUUUUUGUGGGCCGGAAAGCAGCCUGGUUACACUCAUUCUGUUCGUGAAUACCAUGCAAUGAUCUCGAUUCUGGGAAAGAUGAGAAAAUUUGACACAGCAUGGGCCCUCAUUGAUGAAAUGAGAGGAGGUAGAACUGGUCCAUCACUGGUGACUACUAAGACGCUCUUAAUUAUGAUCAGGAGAUACAGUGCUGUACAUGAUGUGGCGAAGGCAAUCAGCACUUUUUAUGCUCUCAAACGGUUUAAGUUCAACAUCCAGAUGGAGGAAUUCCAAGAUCUUCUCUGUGCUCUGUGCCGAUAUAAAAAUGUGAAAGAUGCUGAGCAUUUACUCUUCUGCAAUGACAAUGUAUUCCCAUUUAAUACUAAGAGCUUCAAUAUCAUACUCAAUGGGUGGUGCAACAUAAUGGUCAAUCUGCGAGAAGCGAAAAGGUUUUGGAGAGAGAUGGAUAGAAGAGGAAUAACACGGGAUGCCAUCUCAUAUUCCAGCAUGAUCUCUUGCUACUCCAAAACUAGAAACCUUCAUGAUGUUCUCAAGCUGUUUAAUCAGAUGAAGGAAUUGGGUGUUGCUCCAGAUCGGAAGGUUUAUAAUUCUGUCAUUUAUGGUCUUGCAAAAGGCAAACUUGUGAAGGAGAUUCAUGAACUCAUGAAGACGAUGGAAAAGGAGGGCUUCAUCCCAAAUGUUGUUACUUAUAAUUCACUGAUCAAGCCUCUUUGCCAGGCUCGUCAAAUAGAUGAAGCAAGGAAAUUCCUUGACGAAAUGUUGCAGCAUGGUCUGUUUCCGUCUAUUAGGACAUACCAUGCCUUUCUUCGUAUUCUGAGAACAGAGGUAGAUGUGUUUGAGCUGUUAGGAAAAAUGAAGGAGACAGGUUGUUAUCCAACUUAUGACACUUAUAAAAUGUUAAUUAGAAAGUUUUGUAGGUGGCGCCAACUUGAAAAUGCCUUCAAGGUAUGGAAUGAGAUGGCAGAGAAUGGAUUGAGCCCUGACAGGAGCUCUUACAUUGUCCUGAUACAUGGACUCUUUUUGAACGGGAAGUUGGAGGAAGCCUUUAAGUAUUAUGAAGAGAUGAAAGAGAAGGGGUUUUUGCCUGAACCAAAAACUGAUGAGAUGCUUCAGAUUUGGGCAUCUGGUAGGCAAACUACAAGGUGGCAGAUGUUUGGCUUGAAGGAUAACUUAAUCUAUUGCAAUUCCUCAAGCAAUGCCAAAAUCACUGCUAACACUGGUUAUGAAAGAGAUUUUUGCAGACAACCUGAAAUGAGAAAGGUUACAAGAGAAAAGGGUUUCUCUUUUUGGGAGUAGUGGAAUCUCUUGCCAUAAUAGUGGAAUGGUGGAACAGGACGAAUGUACCCAACCCCAUAAGCUGGGACAAGGUUUAGUUGAGUUGAGAAUUUCAUCAUAAUAGUACAUGAAGCUCUGCAGUAUCUGAUCCAUAUAACAACCAACAUUCUUCAACUGGUCAACAAUAUCAAUUUCCCUACCAAAUGCAGGACUUGAGACAAAGAAACAAAUUGGACUUCAGUCUGGUGGAUUAGGAAGCACAUCCUUGCAGUCAUCCUCUACCAUGUCGCCUCUCCGGUUGCACUGUUAUUUGGGUCAUCCCUCCUUGUAGAGUCUACAGGGCUUAUUUUCUUCAUUAAAGUCCAUGUCCUUUGAAGUGUGAAGCUUACCAGCUGAGUAAACACCACAGGUCAUCGUUCUCGUCAUGUAUCAUUAGUCGUGUGUUUGGUCACUUUCAAUUAGUUCGUUUUGAUGUUUGGGGUUCCUGUUUUGCUGUGUCUUAUGUAGGAUUUAAGUACUUUGUAACAUUUGUUACCAUUCACAGAUGACUUGGUUAUAUUUAAUGAAAGAUCUGUGUUAUUUCUUAUUUUUAAAUCCUUCAA